AGGGUGUGACACCUGCAUCCUUGACACUGCCUGCGUGCCGACCGAGUCUGAAAGAGUUAAGAAGAUUUGUCAGCUCCCAGGCAACGUGCCAGUCGGUGAGGGAGGAACUGGCUUCCGGUGGCCAGAGGCAACAGGCUCACUUGCUUGGGAUUAAAUGGGAUCGAGAGAGAUUACAGCUCUCUCACUCUUCGCAGCUUGAUGACAGUGCUGCGUUCUGUUGUUCGUUCAGUCUCUUGGGAAUGAUUUACCGACAACAAUUAUGUGUGUCGAUGCGACUGGAUUGAUGGAAUGAUGAAGAGCACAACAUCUGGAAGAUAGACUUGUGGCAUCCUCUUGGGAGUGGAGUUCUCAGGCUCAUCAGCUGUUCAGGGUCAAAGGUCGGGGUCCAGUGAAGAUGAGGCAGGCGGUGGAGGCUCAGCUCUUGAGCCAUCUGCAUCUAACUGUGGAUGUACGGGCACGUGUCACAGGCCUUCGUCAGAUCCUGACAGAUGUGGUAGAGGAGGUGAAGCGGACACUCAAUCAGGACAUCGAUGGAGCGCAGAUUCUACAUAGUCUGCUCAACGCCUCCUGGCUGCAGUCACUGCUCAAGGUCUACGAGUGUCUUCAAAGGUAUCUGCGAGACUCCCCGACACCAGUUCUGGACUACGCUUCUGGACUAUCAUUUCAGCUACUCAUUGACAUCAAGACAUUGCCAGGCUGCUCCGAGGAAGCCAAAGAGCUUGACCAAAUUCUGAGGCAGCCUCACCUUAAGGCUCUGCUUUCUGCACAUGACACAGUUGCCCAGAAAAGCUACGAGCCUGUGUUGCCACCGAUGUCAAGUGACGUUCCAGAUGAAGAAGAGGCCACCAGGAUCGUGUGCCUAGUCAAGAACAAACAGCCACUGGGGGCAACAAUAAAGAGAAAUGAAAUCACAGGGGAGAUUUUUGUGGCUCGGGUGAUUCACGGAGGCCUGGCUGAUCGCAGUGGUUUGCUCCAUGCGGGUGACCGGAUCAUAGAAGUGAAUGGGUUUCCGGUGGACGGCUUGGAGCCAGAGCAAGUUAUUCAAGUUGUGCAGGCAAGAGCACAUGGAACCAUCACAUUCAAAGUGGUUCCUAUUACUGACAGGCCAAUUCAGAACCACACAAUGCUUUAUAUGCGAGCCAUGGUGGACUACAGCCCUCAGCAAGAUCCCACUAUCCCCUGCACAGACGCUGGGGUGAGCUUCAAGAAAGGCGACAUUUUAGAGAUUGUAGAUCAGACAGACGCUCUGUGGUGGCAGGCCAAGAAGCUGCCCUGUAACAUGACCUGUGCAGGGCUUAUACCCUCCAGCAACCUGCUUAAACGGAAGCAGAGGGACUUGAUGCCUUAUCAGCUUCACACCUGCAUACACAUACUGAGUACGGUGGAGGAAGAGGAGGACUUAAUGGCUAUUGAUGAGAAAUGCGUUGAAGCAGAUGAGGAGGCGUUUGAAUCUGACGAACUCAGAGACGAAGGGGAUGAUUUCAGCACCAGCGUUGAGGGAGUAUACCUCGGUAUGUCAUCAACGUUUCAAUUUAAUGGAUCAUGGGAAAUGAAGCAAUGCAAAACAAUUUACACAUGUUCAUUAUCAGCUGGCUUCAGGCGCAGCUUGCGUCUGUGUCGCAGACGCUUUAAUAGCAUCCUGACUUCUUGUCCUACACCAUGUUCCAAUAACUGCACCAGUGCCAUCAAUUGCUCCUAUGAAGAGGUGGUGCGCUACCAGCGCAGUUCCAAUGAUGUGCACCGCCUCAUUGCCCUAUUAGGUCCAUCGGGUGUGGGUGUGAAUGAACUUCGCAGACGCUUGAUUGAAAUCAAUCCGAACACAUUCCAAGGAGCCGUACCUUACACGACAAGAGCGCCCAAAGCAUAUGAGGAAUCUGGAAGAGAAUAUCACUUUACCAGCCGAGAGGUCUUUAAUAAUAUGGUGCACAAAAGCAGGUUCUUGGAGUAUGGUGAAUAUAAAGGGAAUUUAUACGGUACCAGCAAAGAGGCUGUCAGGGAAGUUUUAAACAGUGGGAAGAUCUGCGUCAUUGACAUUGAACCAAAUGCUAUUCAUGCUGUAAGAACACAUGACCUGCGGGCUUAUAUCAUCUACGUGAAGCCACCCCCAGUGGAAGAACUCAAAGAGACAAGACAGGACUCAUAUGUAACCACUGACUACUAUGUCAACCGCCCCUUUAAGGAUGAAGACUUCCAGGAGAUGGAAGACGCCGCCCGAAAGCUGGAGUCCCACUACUCGCAGUUCUUUGAUUAUGUGAUUGUCAACAAAGACUUGCAGGAGUCCUGCGUUCAGUUGCUGAACACAAUUAGGAAAGCGCAGGAUGAACCGCAGUGGGUCCCCGCUAACUGGAUACGACCUCAGACAGACUCAUAGACAGAAAAUGUAAAGGUGCCAGAGAGAUGUAGCCUCUGUUUUCAUAGUAGCAGUUUACUGUGAAGCAAGUUUUGGAAUCCGCACAACAAGGUGGGCUGGAGCCUUUCCUGGCUGGCUUUGGUCUGAGAAAUCACAGGGAAUAUAGAAUAGAAUGGUGUUGGAAUACAUGUGUGGAGGAUAUGCUGAGAGUUGAAUCCAGACCAUCAAAACUGAAGCAGACAUGCCAAUCGGUUGAUCACUAUGUGGCUCUUUGUGUCUGCAUGUUUACUUACAUUUAGACAUGUGCCGAUUAACGGUUUCAAGGUAUACGGUGGUAUGAAAACGUCACGGUUUCAAAACCGCAAACAUUUUCCAUCAAACUGUCCCUACGGUAUUAGCUAUUUUUUAUGUCACAAAAAUGCAGAGAGAAAUCCUUCGCUUGCAGCUUCAAGGCUCAACCCUCCCUCAGUGUCAGUGAGUCAGCUGUGCUACACGACGGCUGGAGAAGGUGAAACUCCUGAACUUUUUCCCCCAUCGAAGAAAACGAAAUCGCUGGUAUGGGAAUACUUCAGCUACAGACGGUUACAGACGGCCGCGGCAUAGAGGAGGAGGGCCAACCGACAUGUAAGACAUGUUUGCGGAGGGUGGCUGCCGAGGAGGCAAUACCUCCAAUAUGAUUUCGCAUUUGUACAAAAUUAAAGGUUAGUAAACAAUGUCAUGAACGAUUCCCACCAGCUAUGAGAGUUAACUCCAGCGUGUUUAGUGUGUGUAGCAGUGGUAAAAAGAAACAUGUUUUUUUUUUUUUUUUUUCCGCUCUGGCAACUGGCUGUGUUGAGAAAGAGGGUGCGUGUAUAAUGUAAACACAAUAUGAAUCAUUCACACGGUCUUUUAUCGAAAAUAAUUGUUUUUGUUCUGAUGGUAAUAAUGUUGAGCUGUGGCUGUGGGUUUAGGCUUACCUAAAAGACUGCAUUGAUUUUGGUCUUAUUUAGAAUAUUUCAGUUAUUUAUUUUUUUAUUUAUUUUAACUUAACAUUAUACUUUUGUUCCAAUUUGCUAAUGUGUUUGUUCCAAUUUGCUGAUGUGUUUUGAAAAAUAAAAAUCCUGUUCAAUGGAAAAAAGUUUUCAAAAAUUUUUUUAACCCAAAAAUCUCAAAGUAACACAAUUUUAGAGCUGCAAUUGCAAUACUGUGAUACCGUGAAACUGAUAUUUGAUAUAUUCAGAAUCUCAUAGCGGUACAUGCCUACUUUACGGUAUGUUUCACCACAGAGUCACCAACUUUUACAUUUAUCUGCAAUAAAGAGCAUAGAUUAUUUUUGUCCAAUAUAUGUAUACAGUUAAGGUAGUGAGAUACGUAAGUUUUUUGUUUUUUUAAAUAAACUAUUUACAAAAGGGUCACUGUACGCAGUGCAUGCCAAAACACGUUAA
Molecule: messenger RNA, 3774 nt
Organism: Corythoichthys intestinalis (scribbled pipefish)
Lineage: Eukaryota; Metazoa; Chordata; Actinopteri; Syngnathiformes; Syngnathidae
Gene: mpp4b
Product: MAGUK p55 scaffold protein 4b
Exons: 21
Coding region: 395-2371 (658 amino acids)
Cellular component (GO): plasma membrane; adherens junction
Molecular function (GO): protein binding
Source: RefSeq, a predicted model, not a curated record